Messenger RNA from Symbiodinium pilosum, 741 nucleotides. The record is from the annotation of a GenBank genome assembly. Lineage: Eukaryota; Dinophyceae; Suessiales; Symbiodiniaceae.
AUGACCCAGGCUCAGAUGAAAGACACUCGGCAGGUCCUCAAGUUCACGAGGAUGUGCAAGUACUGGAACACCAAUCGAUGCAAUCUCGGUGCCGAGUGCAGCUUCGCCCAUUCGGAAUCGGAGUUGCGGGACCAACCGGACCUGGUGUCAACGCAGCUAUGCUUCCAAUUCGCACGGAAGGGUGUCUGCAAGAACGGGGAGGCAUGCAAGUUCGCUCAUGGCAAGUCGGAGCUCCGACGGUUCCCAAAGACCGGCAAGCAAGGGAACGAAAGUGAGCACGAGAAGGUCAACAAGCGCAGAGGAGAAGGCAAGCAGACUGGCUCUACAGUCGCUUCACGUGCCACGUUGUCCGACAUGGCAGUACCUCUGGACACCGGUAUCAGGUCGCACGCGAUGUCGACCUUGACUGUGGACACAGCGCCGACCUUCUUCCUGCCACCGGGUUUGGAAAGGUCCGAGCCAGCCAGCCCGAUCAUUCCUCCGCCAGGUCUCGAGCUGUACGCCCCUGAGCCGAAGUAUGUUGCCGCGAUGCUGCGGGAGAGCUUGGAGAGUUCUCUCUGUGGGCCUUUGCUGAAACGAUCCAUCCACGACGGUCUCAUCAGUGCACUGCACGGUCCUGAUGCAGAGGGUAUCUUUGGGAAGACGAGCGUGGAGACAGCAUCCGAGGGUGUGGCUUCCACUGGGUACCCGUCCGACUGCAGCGAGCCAGCCAGCCCAAAGGGGAUGCCGAUCUGGCUUUGA